AGCCCAGCCCACUCCACUCCUUCGUCAUCCCCCUUCUUUGACUUCGCUUCUCAAAUCCCUCUUCUCCUCUCCUCUCUCUUGUAGAUUUUUCUCUCUGUUCUUCUUCUUCUAAUCAAGUCCCAACCCUCCUUCUCUCUUUCUCUUAAUUUAAUCCAAUUUCAAAAACCCAGAAAGUUUCGAUUUCCUUGAAAUUUUAGGGUUUUGAAUUUGAUCUCGCCGAAUCGGUGAUGGUCUCUGAGGACGGCUUGGUCUCCGCUUUCUGCGACGGCCACUUCUGGCAGCCCGGGUUUCGGUUCCACCCCACCGACGAGGAGCUCGUCCUCUACUAUCUCAAACGGAAGAUCUGUAAGAAGAAGCUCAAGCUCAACGUCAUCGCCGAGACUGACGUCUACAAAUGGGACCCCGAGGAGCUUCCUGGCUUGUCUAUAUUGAAAACUGGAGAUAGGCAAUGGUUCUUUUUCAGUCCGAGAGAUCGCAAGUACCCUAAUGGUGGGGGUAGAUCAAACAGGGCAACCAGACAUGGGUAUUGGAAAGCAACUGGAAAAGAUCGCAACAUCACCUGUUAUAACCGAUCAGUUGGACUGAAGAAGACCUUAGUUUUCUAUAAAGGCCGUGCACCUACUGGGGAGCGCACUGACUGGGUGAUGCACGAGUAUACCUUGGAUGAGGAGGAGUUGAAGAGAUGCCAGAAUGUACAGGAAUAUUAUGCUCUUUACAAGGUUUUCAAGAAAAGUGGACCUGGUCCUAAAAAUGGUGAGCAAUAUGGGGCGCCAUUUAGAGAAGAAGAUUGGGCUGAUGAUGAAUGCCCAAUAAUAAAUAGCUCAGCUGAUAGGGGAAUCUCAGUUGAGCAAAUUGGAGAGGUUGUUGCUAAUUAUAAUGCAAAACCUUUUGGAGAAGUUCCAUUGAAGCAAGUCGAACAGAUUACUGCUAAUGGUUAUGCAAACAAUAACAGUGAAGCCCAUUCUACAAUAGAUGACUUGGAAGAGUUCAUGAAACAGAUUGCUGAUGACGCUGUGCUUGACCUGCCACAGAUUGAUGAUCUUGUUCACUCCCUAUCUCAGGUUGUUAGUGAAGAAGAAACACAAAGUACUGUGGUGGAUCUGUACUCUAGUGAAGUGAAGUGUCCACAAUCACAUACAACAUUUGAUCCAAGUGGUCAGCAGGGAAAUGAAUAUGCAAGCUUUGACUUCACCCAGUCAGCUACUUCACAGACCCAACUGUACGAGGCAUCUGAAGCAUCUGCUUCUGACGUUCAUAAACUGGAGUCUUUCACUCCCAUACUACGUGAAGAGGAUUUCCUGGAGAUGGAUGAUCUUCUCGGUCCUGAACCUACUGUUUCAAACACUGGGAAUUCUGGGGGUAACUUGCAGUUUAAUGAGCUGGAUGGAUUUGACUUGUUUCAGGAUCCAGCCAUGUUUUUUAAUGAGAUGUGUCCCAUGGAUCAAGGCAAUGUUUCUCAUCAAUUCAUGAAUUCAAUGGGGAGUAAUGUUGUGAACCAAUUUGAUUACCAGAUACAACCAGCACCUCUACAGAUCAACCAUCAGCUGAAUCAAGAGUCAACUCAGAUUAACAAUCAGCUAUGGGUGCAGAAUGAAAGGCGUGAUUUUUAUACUUCAACAGAAACAACAAAGGGGUCUGGACCUCCUUUCACCUCAGGUGUGGUACACGACUCGUCAAAUCAUUGUCCACAAGAAAAUCCAAAUCAAAAUGGCAAUGAAGCUGCCGGUGUUACUAGUCAGUUUUCUUCUGCCCUAUGGUCUUUUGUGGAAUCUAUACCUACUACUCCUGCAUCUGCAUCGGAGAAUGCCUUGGUGAGUCGGGCCUUUGAACGGAUGUCUAGCUUUAGCAGGAUGAGAAUAAUUGCGAGGAGCACAAAUGUCCCUGCCGGUAAGGAUUCUGAAACUAUGAGGGAAUCCUGGAAGAGGGGAUUCUUCUUCCUUCCAGUUCUUGUGGCACUAUGUGCUAUUUUUUGGGUGUUGAUGGCAUCUCUCGGGCAAUGGGGGAGAUGCAUCUCCUCAUGAGUCGGUAAGUGGAAGAGAGAGGGGAAGUUUUGUUGCUACACACCUCCUUGGAAAAGUUGAUUAUGUUAUGAAUGAAACUAUAGGAUGCUAAUGACCUAUAUGAUAUUUGAUUGUAAAGGGUGAAUUUUUCUAUUCUAAUUCUCUUUUGUAUAUAGAAAAAUCUCGACAAGCUGUGUUGUUUUGCGGGCACUAAAGUAGCCUGCAACUCUUACACCUACACAUUUUCCUGACCAUAAUAUGCACCUGCGCUCAUGGAUCUCAUGUAUAGAUUUAGAAGUUUGAAGCACGAUUACUUAAAUUAAGUCAUUGUAGGCGCUAAACCAUUUUGCCACCGAAGUCUGCUGGUAGUUUUGUUUCU
Messenger RNA from Fragaria vesca subsp. vesca, 2379 nucleotides. RefSeq lists its product as uncharacterized. The record is from RefSeq and is a predicted model, not a curated record. NCBI's taxonomy places the organism in Eukaryota, Viridiplantae, Streptophyta, Magnoliopsida, Rosales, Rosaceae. The transcript has 5 exons. Gene Ontology annotation, molecular function: DNA binding. Gene Ontology annotation, biological process: regulation of DNA-templated transcription. The coding region runs from base 228 to 2021 and encodes 597 amino acids.